Molecule: messenger RNA, 7867 nt
Organism: Culex quinquefasciatus (southern house mosquito)
Lineage: Eukaryota; Metazoa; Arthropoda; Insecta; Diptera; Culicidae
Gene: Cad86C
Product: cadherin-86C
Exons: 18
Coding region: 1618-6438 (1606 amino acids)
Biological process (GO): homophilic cell-cell adhesion
Cellular component (GO): plasma membrane
Molecular function (GO): calcium ion binding
Source: RefSeq, a predicted model, not a curated record
GCAACCUGGUCGGACGUUUCUUCGCGUUCAAGUUCUGUCGGAUCGCGGUUGAUCGCGCGCGGGGGCGUUCCAGGCUAAACCCUUGAGUACAGGAUUGCGAGAUUUCCGGAAGGGGGUGUUGUUACGUGAAGAUCUUCAGAUUUGUGAAGUUCAGAAGUUACGUUCUGGGAGGUUGACCAAGUGUUACAAAGUGUUCGGUGAAGUUGCAGCCGAGGAGUUUGCAACGGGUUCGGCCCACAGUGAAUGUUAUUUUUAGUCUUGCCCCGAAGGGGUUACAACGGGCACCCACGCGUCCAUUGACAGAGAGAGCGGAGUUGGCCUGGUAGUCACGGCUCCUGGUGAGGAACGUUCCGUGGAUUACGAAACAACCGCGAGAGGCUUGUGCGUGACCCGGUCCCCCGGAAAGGAAGAUACGAGGUGGUGGUAAUGAAGGAUGGUAUCGAUUGGCCAACCCGUGACGGUUGAGCCUGGUCGUGGUCGUCGUCAUCGUCGCUCCACAACAGUUGUGUGUCAAAGGACCAUUAAGGAAGAAGAGCCGCCGGAGAGGUCCCUCGGCGGAAGAAAGAAGUCGUGAACUCCGCGGAAGUCCGCGGAAGGGGCGCUUAGAAUUUACUGUCGCGCACGAGUUUGGCGAAGAAUUUGACGACCCCGAAGAAGGGCCAGACGGGGGUGGAAGAAUCGAAGAAGCUGAUUGAAACGAAGAGAUUAGAGAGCACGUACGGAGCGAGGUGUCAGUUCUAAAUUGGAUGUGAGUGUGUCUGUGUGGCUCCACGUUGUUUUGUGUAGAUUUUUUUCACCGUGCAAAGAGGUGGCACGAGGAGCAAGGUGUGAAGAGUGAAAAAAGGUAGAAGUGAACGACAGAAAAUAACAACGGCGUCGAAAAACGUGAUUUUGGCGAAACAACCAAGUUAGGAUCCGAUAUCCUAAACCUCCCAGCUAUUCGGGCAGUGAGUUCCCCUCGAAAGGGAGGUGGAUUUUGUUUUAAACGGUCCUCGGCGUGGUGUUGUUGGGUGAUUCGCGGAAUUUGGCGCUGCUGCUACGGCUCCAAGAAGGUGAACUGAUUAGCGGAAUUUAGCCGGAGAAUAGAGAGAAAAAACAGAGGGUCUAACCGUCUCGAACCGAGCCGAAGAGAGAUUUUGACAGCCGCAACCCGAGCACCUCCUGGCGGCUGAUGUUGCAACUGCGCGCGAUGUAAACAAACCGAAAUGGGUUAACCGUGUCGGACCUGGAACAAAAAAACGUGAACUCGACAGAAAAAAAAACAACAACAUAAAAAUAGUUCAACCGGGUAAGAACGGUUUAAUUACACAACACGCGCGCGCGCGCCGAACGAAAGUGAAACAUUGAGGUUAGGAAAAAUGUUCUUGGCGGAGCAGCCACCGCCAUCUUUGGUCAUGACGUCAUCGUCACCGUCGCGUGGAGCAGUGAAAGGAUCACGUGACGUUCGGUAAUUAGCAGAAAUACACACACUCGCGCGAGGAAGUGUAGUACGUGUAGUGAAAUUCUAGGUUAUGUGUGAUGUUUUGAGACGAAACUGGUGAAACGUGAUACAAGCAAGGAAGGGGAAUAACUACAACCCAGGAGAAGACCGUUUAGUAGCUUAGUGGAACUUCAAGAAUGACCGGAUUAUUCGGAGAUAAAAGAAUGCUGCUCACACUCUGCUGGAUGCUGGUGUUAGCAGGCCUGGUCCAGCGGGCGGUCGGGCUGGACCCGAAGUUCGAUCCGUCCACCCGGAUGCGGCUUGUGCUGGUUCCGGCGGACGCCCAGGUCGGUUCCGUCAUCUACCGGUUACGGGCCACCGACGAGGAGUUCGAGUACCCGCUGCAGUUUGAGCUUGUUGGUGACGCCGCCUCCGCCACCGUCCAGAUCGAGACGCUGCCGUGCACCCGGUUCAACUCGAUCUGCCAGGCGAACGUGAUCCUGCAGCGGCGGCUCGAGGCGGGCCGGUACUACGACUUCCAGGUCGCGGUGAAGGACACCAAGGGCGGCAUGUCGGUGCAGGCCUGCUCGAUCACGGCCACCAACUUCAGCACGCCGCACGACCUCAUUUUUCCGCACAAAACGGGCAUCAUCAUGGUGCCGGAGGACGCCAAAAAGGGCACCGAGCUGGACUACGUGCUGGCCAACAAGAACCCGCUGAUGCCGAAGCCAGUCUACCUGGAGUUGUGGGGUUCGCCACUGUUUGCCAUCCGACAGAAGAUCAUCUCGCCGGAGAUGACCGAGGGUACGAUCUUCCUUCUCGGGCCGCUCGACUUUGAGAAGCAGGCGAUGUACCACCUGACGGUGCUGGCCAAUGACGCCUAUGCCGAACCAGGGCAGGACUCGCGGAACAUUGCCGGCCUGGAGGUGGUCAUCAUCGUGGAGGACGUGCAGGACGUUCCGCCGGUGUUUACGGUGGCGCCACCUGUUACGCGGUUGCCGCCGGGACUGAUUCCGGGCGAUAAGGUGCUGCAAGUCCACGCCGAGGAUGGCGACAAGGGCGUUCCCAGGGAGAUCCGGUACGGACUGGUCUCGGAGGGCAAUCCGUUUACGUCGUUCUUCGAAAUCAACGAAACUAGCGGUGAAAUCUCGCUGCUUCGCCCGCUGGACGACAUCCUGGCGCUCACGCACGUUGGCGAUCCGGUCCUGCUGACCGUUAUCGCCGAGGAGGUCAAGGUUGCCCGUGACGAACCGCCGGCGAUGGCCACCACCGUCCAGCUGGCGUUUUUCCUACCGGAACGCAGCAACUCGCCGCCGUACUUUGAAAAUGACCAUUACGUCACACGGUUGGAGGAGAACGCAGCCCCCGGGACGGUGCUGUCCUUUACCGAUCCGUACACGCCAAGGGUGAUGGACGACGACGCGGGGAAGAACGGCGUGUUUUCGCUUACGCUGAUCGGGAACAACGGGACGUUCGAGAUUUCGCCGAAUGUGGCCGAGGGGCACGCGAACUUUGUGAUUCGAGUGCGGGACAACGUGAUGCUGGAUUACGAGGCGGCGGAGUAUGUGCACUUUCAGAUCGUCGCACAGGAGCUCGGCCCCGCCACAAACCUGUCCGCCGCGGUCAACGUAUCGGUGUACCUCUCCGACGUCAACGACAACGCGCCCGUCUUCGAGCAGAACGACUACAUCGUCGACCUGCCGGAAAACAUGACCGCCGGGACGCGCGUCGUGCAGGUUCACGCCACGGACGUGGACACGGGGCUGGGCGGGAAGAUCCGGUACACGCAGAUUUUGGGCCCGCAGAACACUUCGCUCAACUUGGAUCCGAGUUCGGGGGUCAUUACGGUGGCGACGAGCAACCACGGGUUCGAUCGGGAGUUGAUGCCGGAGUAUCAUUUGUACGUGGAGGCUCGGGAUGACGACGGGAUUGGGAAUCGGGCGCAGGUUCUGUUGGUUAUCCGGUUGAUUGACGUGAACGACGAGACUCCGACGUUUGAGAAGAGUUUGUACGAGUUCAUUUUGUCGCAGAACUUGCGGAACUUUACCGUGCCGGCGUUCAUCAAAGCGAUUGAUGGUGAUGCCGAGGCGCCGAACAAUGAGGUUCGGUACGAGCUGAUCUACGGCAAUUACGAAAACAAGUUCGAGCUUCAUCCGAUCACUGGAGAACUGAAGCUUACGUCGGCAUUGGUUCGUCGAGCCAAGUCCACUCGCCAACGGCGUCAAACUAGUCAGCAACAGGGUCAACAGGAGUCGGAGGUGUUCGUGUUGACGGCACGGGCCUUCGAUCUGGGCGUGCCGGUGCGUUUCUCCACGACGACGAUCCGUGUGUACCCGCCGGAGAGCCGAACGCGCACGAUGACCUUCAUCGUGCCUGGCCACGAUCCGGACCGGGCCAAGGUGCAGGAAACGCUCGCGGAUGUAACAGGCGGGAAGGUCAUCAUUCAGGAGAUCCGACCGUACAGCGGCACGACUGCGGUGCCCGGGGCCACCGACAUCGGCGGCGACAGCAAGGACCGCAGCCUGGUCCUGGCGACCAUCCUGUACGAUGGUGACUCCGUGGUGGACAUUGCCCGCAUCCAGCAAAGACUGUCCGUCAACGGAACCGUGACGAAUGCCAUCAGCCAGGACGAGCGGAGUGCGAUCCUCUACAAGGCGGAGAAUCGGGUGCUCUUCUGGCUGCUAAUCUUCCUCGCCAUCCUGCUGGCUCUGGGCAUCCUAACGCUGCUGCUGUGCUGCAUCUGUCCGUGGUGCCCUCUGUACGCGGCCACGAGAAAAAGAGUAAUUAGAGUCAAUAGUAUCGAAGAUGAUGUGCACCUUGUUCACAGAGAGCAAGGCAUUGGAAAACAGUCAAAAUCUGUUCAGGUCGCGGAAUGGAUGGGACGAAGAGAAGCCUGGUCGGCGGAUAGAUCGUCCGAUUCCCGUACCAAGCCGACGCGUUGGGAAUUUAGAGGAAGACGACACGCUAACAAAGCCGCACUAGCAGAGGCAGCAGGCCAUGACAACCGAGGGCACACGAUCGAGGACGACGAAGAUGGCGGCGGCGGCGACAGUGGCAGAAUGGUGGGAGUCAGCGAUAAGAAAACGAUGACCGACGGUAGUGGUAAAACGAAAGAGCAGACUGUUAAGAUUAGAAAUGAAUACAAAUCCAAAUCAGCAAAGGAUGGCGGCGGUGGUGUCGGUGGCGGUGACGGUUUGCACCGUUCCCGCAGCAACCUGCUGAACAACGAGCAGGUCGCGCGCGACAUGUACGUGGAGGACGUGGACGAGCACGAUCCGGAGUACCAGUCGCUGAAGCGGGUGCACCGGGACCGGGACCAGCACCAGCAGACGCAGAUUGACGACGACUCGAUGCGGCGGCACGAGAUGGACUCUUAUUAUAUUAAGGAUGGGAACGCGGAGAUUGCUGGAGAACGGGAGGAGAACAUCGCUGGAGAAGAGUACCGCAACCAGCAGGGAGGUAUAUUGAGGAGCAGGCGAAUGGGAAGCAGAUGGGAAACGCACGAGUUUAUCCAGACGAUUCCGAACGAGGUGCCAAGCGGUUACGGGGUCGCGGAGGUGAAGAUCGCAGACGGAGGGGUUCGAACAAAGACGGACUGCGAGACCGCUACCCAAACCGAACCCGUCAAGGUCGAGCGACGGCGUACGAAAAGUGAAAACGACGACUCACUCUCGGAGGACGAGUACGAGUACGUCAAGUACAGCCCGCCGGACAGCCCGGACGGAGUGUAUCUGAUCAAGCGGAAGCGCACCCGUAAGAAGACCAAGUACAAGACCGACAGCGAUACGAACGGCACUAAAAGCGGACGACGGUUCAUUACGGUGGAAUCGGUGAAGCGCAAGAUACGGACGCCGAUACAGGAGGAGGAGGAGCCACGGCCGGUGCCGAAGCACGCCGAAACAAGGGCGAGCAUCCUGCGGCGAAAGCGUAACGAGGAGCGACUCAAAAAGGACGUGCUGAUAGAGAUUUCCGACUCGCUUGAGGACAAGGAAACGAGGAAGAAAGACAAGCGGCGGAAGGUUUACAAGAAGAACGUCAAAUAUUACGAGGACUCGGACGGGUCGGACAAGGAGGGCAUGCAAAAGUACUUCUCGGCGGACAGCUUGGACGACGAGAUCAACUCGGACGUGGAGGACUACACGUACGAAGUGACGAAGACGUCCAAAUCGGUGACGGUGUCGCCGCGAGCUGGCGUUCAGCAGCGAAUAUCCAGGAAGGACAACAAGCAGGAAACGACCCGGAUAAGGGUCGCGACUUCGGAGUCCCCGUCGAGACCGGUGAAAAAACCUGCGCCGAAGCCUCUCCAGAUGACCAAGUCGUUGUCCAAGGAGGGACUCGAGCAGGACAUUCCGGCAAAGUACAUGGACUGGUAUCACAAUCUUGGGAAGGACGAGGAAGUCAAGAAGGGUUACCGGGAAACAGAAAAGAAAAUAGUCCGGAAGAAGGUUGUUUCCUCCUCCUCCAAAGAGGACGAUCCCAAGUUCAAGCCGGAACCAGCCCCUCGAACGUCACCUCCAAAGGACGCGCGCCUCCUCAAGGAAGACAUCCAAAUGGCCAAGAAGGUGCAAUCGCAGUCUUCCAACGACGCCACCAGCCAUCCCCUCCUCCAGCACUCCGAACAUCGCUUCGAAGCCGAGUACGACCCCAACUCCCAAGCCCCCGCCCCACCCGACAAGCUCCCCCACUACCUGUACCCGGAAACGCCCCCCAUCGUCAACCGCGACAACAAGGUCCAAAUCAAGAUCGUCGACUCCUCCGCCUCCAAACCCUCCCCCAUCAAGGAGCACGAAGUCAAGGAACCCCGCCCCCGACCCUCCGACCCCCCUCCCACCACCAAAACCCUCAACGCCUCCACCCUCGAGGACGACCACGACUCCGGGAUCGCCAUGAACUCGCUCCUCCACAACAAGAACCGCCGCCACCCGCUCACCGACAAGAAGAGCAUCUUCACGAUCGCGUACGACGACGUGCGCAUCCGCCAGAUCCGCUCGGAGAGCGACACCCCGCCGUUUUCCUAACAGCGGCCGGGGGGUCAGCCUGCCGAGCAGCUGCAGCGACAGCAGCGACGCAGGUCGGCGCGGCAGCGGAACCUGGACCGUGAGUCCAAGUCCGAAGCCGAAGAGCAGCAGCAGCAGCAGCGGAGACGGGGAGGGCAGCAGCUGGCGCUUCGUAAGCGCAAUAGUGAGUGAGAGUGAGGAGGGACUCCUACCCAGUACAAACCCCGUUGACUAUCAAGUCCAGAGACAAAAAAAAAUUAGCUUUACGCAGCCCCUUUCCCGGGAGAAAAAUAAAAAAUCAAAAAGGUCUAAAAUUGGAAGAAACGAGAAACUGCCAUAGCUGAUAAGGAAAUCUUUCAAAACUACAAGUACGAACACGCCAUUUUCCUAAAAAAGAAAAAAAAACGAGCAAAACCAACAAGUGUAUCAAAUGUGUAGCAAAUUUGAAGUAGUUUUACCACACACUGUUUUUAGUAUCGAUCAUCUUUAGAGUAAACAGACAAAAACGCGCGCCCACGCCUUCGUUCGUGUUGUAUUGUUACGUGUUAUUUUCCUAUCUUGUUUAGAGUGUAGCUAACGACAAACAAAACCGCCCUUACAAAGUGUCAUCUCUAAGUGCUUAAGUUCCAGACCGUUUAGUCGAUAAGAGCCUGUACAUUUGUUUUAAAACUUUACCUUUUGUGUUACGCUUAAGUAUCCUGCGCGACAAGUUGUACAUAUUAGUUUUUAAGAUGUAAUUUGUGAUAAGUACAAGAUUACUCACCGUCGACUUCCAUCCGGAAUUUGUUCUGUUAAACUGUUCUGUUUCCGCGAUCAAGAUUCUUUUUAAAAGACAAAAAAAAAGUUGUGCAACCUGGUUAUCAAAUAACUAGUCCUUCUUGUUUCGAGUUUUCAGUUAUUUUAACCUUUUUUGUUUAGAAUGCGAGCGAAUGUUUGCAAAAAUAAAACAAGUGAUAUUCUCCUUCCAAAUCGUAACGCAAUGUGGGGAGCAAAAAUCUAUGAAUAGGCUAAUGAAAUUUCACAUUCCAAGCAGAAAGAAAACAACAUUCUUCCCAAACAAGCAAAAUAAAGCUAGAAAAAUCUAAACAAAUGCUCACCCAGUGUUGUAAAAAUGUCAUGUUUAUUAGUUUAUUCAAAAUUAAAAUAAGGAAGCAAACUUGUACAGAACAGACACAAAAAAACUUUAACGUAGCGAUUUUUAUCAACAAAACAAGAAGAGAUUCUCCUGUGUUAGGUGUUAUUAGAGCUGCGAACCCGUCCCAGACGUUUGUGUAAAGUAGUAGAAAUGUAAGUUGUGUAUAAAGAGGGUUUUUUGCUGUGCCUGGCAGCAAUACUUUAGGGAGACAAAAGUUGGGUGAGAGCCGAACAGCAGAAUCCAUAUCCUGUAAGUGCGAUAUGUGUAAGCAAUGCAGACUAUAAGAAGUAAUAAAAAAAGAUAUUUUGAAUAAAA